GGCAGUGGUUACUUCAGACACACAAAGAAGGAGUUCUCGCUCCUUAGGAAACCCUGCAAGUUCGGAUCGCUACUAUAAGAACAUUUGUGUCAGUGGAUUAUCCUCACUGUCAGGAGUCCAGCCAGAAUGAAACUAGUUCACGUAGCCCUGCUCUGUCUCGGCUCUGUGACCUUCUUCGGGGUGGAUGCUGCAAGGGUGGACGUAGCGACAGAGUUCAAACGAAAAUGGACGAAAUGGGCACUGAGCCGAGCGAAGCGGGACGUGAAGCUUUCGGGAGCGCUCCGAGGGCUGGGGGCAGCCGCCGACGUGCAGCUGCUCAUACGGACCCAGGACGUAAAGGAGGAUCCCCGAGUCUCGCAUCCCAGCAGCCGGGAGGAUGCUCACAUCCGCGUCAAGCGCUACCGCCAGAGCAUUAACAGCUUCCCCCACUUCCAAGCCAUCCGCACGGGGUGCCGGUUCGGGACGUGCACGGUGCAGACGCUGGCCCACCAGAUCUACCAGCUAACCGACAAGGACAAGGACGACGCCGCCCCCGCCAGCAAGAUCAGCCCCCAGGGCUACGGCCGCAGGCGGCGCUCCCUGCCCGAACGUCGCAGCCGGCCGCGGCGCCCCCGGACGCGGCGGGCACAGCCCUUCGCCCCCGUCCUCGGGGUCUGAGC
Chroicocephalus ridibundus (black-headed gull) is the source of this 659-nucleotide messenger RNA. It is a transcript of the gene ADM, whose product is annotated as adrenomedullin. Lineage: Eukaryota; Metazoa; Chordata; Aves; Charadriiformes; Laridae. The transcript is spliced from 4 exons. The coding region runs from base 127 to 657 and encodes 176 amino acids. Gene Ontology annotation, biological process: adrenomedullin receptor signaling pathway; regulation of systemic arterial blood pressure; positive regulation of heart rate. The record is from RefSeq and is a predicted model, not a curated record. Gene Ontology annotation, cellular component: extracellular region. Gene Ontology annotation, molecular function: adrenomedullin receptor binding; hormone activity.